Molecule: messenger RNA, 723 nt
Organism: Dermacentor albipictus
Lineage: Eukaryota; Metazoa; Arthropoda; Arachnida; Ixodida; Ixodidae
Source: RefSeq, a predicted model, not a curated record
AUGGAUCUCCUGUCACUGAAGCGGUGUAGUGUGCGCGGCCUGCUUGCCGAAAUCGACUUCAAGCAUGAGAAGAAGAGCCGCAACUCGGGGUUAUCGAUCGCGGAACGGCGGAAUCGCUAUCUUCGCGACGUGGAGCGCCAGCGAGCGGAAGGCCGAAAGAUCUUCCUGGACGAGACAUGGGUGGCGGCGGGAUACACUCGGUCGAUCGUGUGGACAGACACUGUGGUGCGGAAGUGGGGACGCUUGUUCACUCCAGCAAAUGGCCUGUCGGCGGGUCUGAAACAACCUUCUGGAAAAGGCCAACACUUGAUUGGGACGCACUUCGGCAGCGAGGAUGGCUUCGUCGACGGCUGCUUGGAUGUAUUCCGAGGCCAAAAAACAGGCGACUACCAUGAAGACAUGGACGGCAAUCGCUUCGAGGGAUUGUUUAAUGCCGUUCUGCAGAAGUUGCCUGCUGAGGUGAAAAAUGGCAUCGCUCUAAAUAGCAGAGACUUCAAGCUGUCGGUGGUCGAAUACAUCUUGAGGGAGAAAAUCAACAACAUAACGUUGGAAGAAUGUAGAAAGAACAUUCAGCACGUGAUGGACCUUGAGGCAAGGUUGAGACUUGAUACGUAUAGGAGUGACCACAUCCAACUCAUCAUCAUUCAACUGGGUGAAGAUGGCACUGAAGAAAGCGACUCUGAUUGCGAGCUGUCUGGCAUUGAGCCACUCAACGAAGCGUAA